This is a messenger RNA of Ixodes scapularis (black-legged tick), 3639 nucleotides long. RefSeq lists its product as uncharacterized. Lineage: Eukaryota; Metazoa; Arthropoda; Arachnida; Ixodida; Ixodidae. The transcript is spliced from 2 exons. Gene Ontology annotation, biological process: positive regulation of inflammatory response. Bases 1 to 2040 code for a protein of 679 amino acids. Gene Ontology annotation, cellular component: cytoplasm. The record is from RefSeq and is a predicted model, not a curated record.
AUGAAGAGAGUUACCAAGCGCCGUCAAGGUUUUGUCAAAUAUUUACGCUCUCGAGACCCCUCGAACGUGCUGAUUGAAGCCUACGGUCAACUGACACGAGAGUUUGGAUUGCAAGGCAUCAAAUUCCAAUCGUCGUGUGUCAAGGCAAAGGACCAAUUAUGCUGGAUGUUCAAGGACCUGUGGACCAUCAACGUCAUCCUCUUUUGCCUCCAGAUGGAACUGAAGGAAGUGAAACCCGGGGAGUUUGCUCUUGUGGAACUCGUAGGACACUGUAAUUGUCACAAACUGUCGGGAAAGUGUAACAUAACGCAAGCCGUUAUAUUGCUGCAUCUAAUCCUGAAAAUGCACAAGUGUAUCAGGUACGUGCGCCUGUCGGCGUAUGCUUUAAAUAGUCCGUAUUACAAAGUCAUUUACGAGGGACUUUCGGCCAGCAUCGGUGUGAAGGAAUUUACAUGUACGGAAAGCGCAAUAACUAUGAAGAGCAUGCUGUUCAAGUCGCUGCAUGCUCUCGAGAAUCUUCGAAAGCUCGUUCUCGUCAACGCAAAUGUACCGUUUUCGAGCGUAAAUGACUUUAACAUCGCCCUGGCUUCUCUGCCGCUAGAACACGUCGAGUUUGCACUGAACGAUUUUGGCUCGUACGACGUGUUUCGAUACCUUGCCGAUAGGCCUAUGUACCUCAAACGACUCGUGUACAACAAUCCGAUCAACUCAGAUGUUCUCGGAAGCAUAUGCAAGAUACUCGAGAGUCCGAUCUGCGUCUUGGAGAACUUGCAGCUGGUAUUGUGCUUGCGCAAAUACCUAACCGACAUGAAACUAAUGUGUGCUCUGGCGAAAAACGCAACCUUGAAGAGUCUCCAACUCUCCGCCUUCGAGUUGACUACCGAAAUGACGCGGAUGAUCGCAGACGUCGUCGCGAGCAGCGAAAUCUUGGUCGACCUCGCGCUCAAUGUCUGCGGCUUGACGGACGAUUCGGCUCGGUACCUGGGGGACUGUCUGAGAAGCAAUCCGCGCCUUCAAGUAUUGAACGUCGAAAUGAACGAAAUCACCGCUGUGGGUUAUCGGUACAUCGUCGAAGCCUUAACCUCCAACGACAACUUGCGUCAGUUGAAGCUGUACGACGGCGAGAUAUUUCGUCAGUUGAUCGACUGUAUGGGCGUGACCGACACGUUUCAUCGCAUAGACGUGUAUGUCAUGCAAUUGAUAUCGCCCGGCCUGCAUGCGAUCGUGGAGUCGAAACUGCAAGACAUCGAGAGACUGUCCAUAGCGUGCCGUGAAUGUCACGACGGGGACUUUAUGAAUAUGUGCGCGUUGUUGGAAAGGUCGACGACGUUAAAGCGACUCUGCGUCAACCUGCCAUAUAUGGUGUCUAUGCGUGCGAUCCAUGGACUGGCGAGACUGAUCGCGCGCACAAAGAGCAUCGAUACUCUACAAUUCGACAGCAAUGUGGUGCAUCCCGACGUGGCCAAAGUCAUACUGAUUGCUCUUGCGCGCAACGAAAGCAUCACGCGGAUUGUGUGGAGCUAUGGCCUGAUCACCGAUGCGUCAAAGCGACAAUUAUUUCGAAUGUUGUCUAAAAAUCGUACCCUCGUGCACAUAGGAAUUAAGUUAGGUCUCACAGGCAAAAGCUAUCGAAAGAUGGCCCAAAAAAUUGGCCCCAACGUACUGACGUUGGAUUCGAUAGACGAUCAGUGCUGUUUCGAAGUGGCGGAGACGCUACGCCGCAACGCGUACCGAAUGAACAGGGCUAUGGGACUCUUGAUGCGUCCAAACCACACCGUGAUGGUGGAAGCAGCUAACGUGAAGGAACUGGAACCGCUUCUCUACACCACGGGGUUUGCUCAUCACUACGCCACCAUGAGAGACAUUUGUCCGCUACCGCUUUCCAAGUCCCUAAUCCGGUAUCGCCGAUAUGUGAGGGAUCACUUCUUUCGCCUGAUCCGUGUUAGCAACGACAUGGUGUUUGACGCUCGACCAUUCCUGAAUUACAAGUGUUGGGACCACGUGGCGUCAUACUUGCGACUCAGUGACGUGAUGAUUUAAGAGAAAGGAAUAAAAAUGACGUUUCUGGUUGCACAUGUGGUGAUUUUUUUUUUCGUCGGUAUUACGCGCUUCGAGAUCGCUAUGAAGCCGAGGUUUAACUCGGCUUCACCACCAUGGCCGACUCGAAGCAGAACGCGGCCUUGGAAGUAGUGAUAUGCGAACACUAAAACGACGCCACAUAAUCGGCCACCAUGUCACGCGCAACAAUAGAGUUUUUUCGUGGAUUGUUCCGAUAGUCCCGAUAUUGAUAUUUUGCAUACGCAAGGGAGGCGGAUUAUCGGGUAUCGUUAUCAGUGUCGUGGGCAGUAUCUACUAAAACUGUCUUAUCGAGUAUGUGGAAGACCUUGAACAUAGCCUCCUCUAUACGGAGAAAAAAAGCCUGGGACAUCGACGGCAGAGCCAUAUGGAGCGCGGUCGCAGAAAAAAAAAAAAGGAGAGGAGAAGCGCGCGAAGCGGCAAACAAUAGGGUAGAUGCGGCGCAGAGACGGCGAGUCCUCUCCGCGAUUCCAAAAAAAAACAAAAAAACAAUGGUUUCUGCGUUUGUCCGCACCUGUUCCCAGAGCGUUUGCAUUAACAUGUACUAGGGUCGAUAUAAGACUUAGUGUGAAGCAAAAAAUUGCGCUGCGCAAGUGUUUCCUCUUUCGAAAGACGUUCUUCCGCGCCCAUUCUUACGAGCGCGGUCGCAGAAAAAAAAAGGAGAGGAGAAGCGCGCGAAGCGGCAAACAAUAGGGUAGAUGCGGCGCAGAGACGGCGAGUCCUCUCCGCGAUUCCAAAAAGAAAAAAACAAUUGUUUCUGCGUUUGUCCGCACCUGUUCCCAUAGCGUUGACAUUAACAUGUACUAGGGUCGAUAUAAAACUUAGUGUGAAGCAAAAAAUUGCGCUGCGCAAGUUUUGUUACGCGUUGGAAACAAACUUUAUGCAUUUUUACUUUUUAAAGCGAAAGUUUCACGCCAGAGUUAGCUAACGCCUCCAGAAGGCUGCUUUACGGAAAAGGUAGACGGAUGCACCUGUUCCCAUAGCGUUGACAUUAACAUGUACUAGGGUCGAUAUAAGAUUUAGUGUGAAGCAAAAAAUUGCGCUGCGCUCGUGUUUGCCCUUUCGUACUUCCUUCUGGCGGCCACUGUUUUAAGCGACGUGCCAGAUCGCAGGAGGACGGCGAAGGGAAAGGGUUGACGUCCUCUCCGCGAUUCCAAAAAAAAAAGAAAAAACAAUUGUUUCUUCGUUUGUCCACUCGCUCUUGUGUGGCGCUAGCAAAGUUCCUCCGCUCCUCCUCUCCUACUGCCGGCGGCCACUUUUUUAAGCGACGUGCCAGAUGUUAUCAGUAUAGAGGAGUUUAUGCAUCGAAGGACGCUAUUUCGAGUGGAUUUUCUCGGAACACUUUAUUUAUCAAUGACGUCGGAAUAGAGAUAUUGCAAAUAAAGAAGGAGGUAUCGGAUAUUUAAGCGAUCGCCACUCGACACGACACACGACUACCCACAUCGCGACACGACUACUACUCACGCUGUCAAUUAGACAACGAUCAGGAGUUCCUCGCUAUCCUUCGGAUCCACCACUUCCAGUAGAGCUAUGGAGCUCGAUCAUCAGACUGUCAGCAGGUGG